AUGGCCAACACAGCACAUCUCGUGAGGAGACAGAGUUCCCAGAACUUGAAUCCCCAGCGAUCUCUCGACCGCCUCGAGAUGAAGGAGAUGCGCGGACGCCUUGUCGUCGAGAAUGGUGGCUCCAACAGCUAUGGGGCUACCAACAUCGCCUUCGACGACUCCAGCCCCAACACGAAGGUUAGCCGGGACGGCUUGAAGAUGGGCUCGGGGGAAGGGAAGCAAGUGUUUCGGCCCGAGGCGGGCGAGGACGAGCGCGAGUCGUGGGACAGCAAGCUGACCUUCCUGCUGGCCACCGUCGGCUACGCCGUCGGGCUCGGCAACGUCUGGAGGUUCCCCUACCUCGCCCAGAAGAACGGCGGCGGUGCAUUUCUGAUACCAUACUUCGUAAUGCUGGCAAUAGAGGGCAUCCCCAUUUUCUACCUGGAGCUUGCCAUUGGACAGAGACUGAGGAAAGGAGCCAUUGGCGUCUGGAAUCAAGUGUCUCCAUACCUGGGAGGCAUUGGUAUUAGCAGCGCCGUAGUGUCCUUCAAUGUUGCACUCUACUACAACACUAUCAUCGCUUGGUGCCUCUUUUAUUUCGUCCAGAGUUUCCAGUCAGAACUGCCAUGGGCAACAUGUCCUAAUAGAUACCAUGAGAAUGGUUCUUAUACUGUGGAACCUGAGUGUGUUACGAGUACACCAACACAGUACUUCUGGUACAGAACAACACUUAUGGUAUCUCAGGAUAUCAACAGCCCUGAAGGUUUCAACUGGAAAAUAGCCUUAGCCCUUGUUGUUGCCUGGUUACUUGUUUAUAUGUGCAUGAUCAAGGGAAUAGCUUCUUCUGGGAAGGUUGUAUAUGUGACAGCCACUUUCCCUUACAUUGUUCUUAUUAUAUUCUUCUUCCGUGGAGUGACAUUGAAGGGAAUGUCAGAUGGUUUAAGGCAUCUGUUUACACCAAAGUGGUGGACACUUACUGAUCCUGUGGUGUGGUUGGAAGCAGGAACACAGAUAUUCUUUUCACUUGGUUUAGCUUUUGGAGGCCUCAUAGCUUUCUCAUCUUAUAAUCCAGUAAAUAACAACUGCUACCGUGAUGCCAUCAUGGUCUCACUUACCAACUGCUUCACCUCAAUGUUUGCUGGAAUUGUGGUCUUCUCUGUUAUAGGUUUUAAAGCAACAAUGAUUCAUGAACGUUGCUUAGAAGAACGAAAUAACAUACUAGCUUCAAUAUAUGGCAGCAGCACUGCUUCUACAAAUUUCACUAAUGAGACACACAGCAUUUCUCCUCCUCUUCCAGAAUGUGAUUUAGAAAAGGAAUUAGACAAUUCUGCUUCAGGUACUGGUUUAGCAUUCAUCAUAUUUACAGAAGCCAUAAACCAAUUUCCUGGAGCACAAUUCUGGUCUGUGCUUUUCUUUCUGAUGCUUUUUACGCUUGGGAUAGACUCUCAGUUUGGUACGCUAGAAGGUGUUGUUACUUCUAUAGUAGACAUGAAGUUAUUUCCUAACCUCCGCAAGGAAAUUCUAACAGGGGGCCUGUGUCUUAUAUGUUGUGGCAUAUCUAUGGCUUUUGCACAUGGCGCUGGCAGUUAUGUAUUCAUCUUGUUUGAUAACUUCAGUGGAAACUUUCCCUUGCUCAUUAUUGCCUUCUUUGAAUGUGUGGGUGUUUCUUAUGUAUAUGGACUAAAAAGGUUUGCUGAUGACAUAGAAAUGAUGACAGGCAAGAGGCCAGGCCUGUACUGGCUUAUCUGCUGGAAAUAUCUGUCACCACUAGCUAUGCUGUCAAUACUUGUAGCAAGCUUUGUGGAAAUAGCAGUAGAUGGCAGUGGCUAUCCAGCAUGGGUUGCCAGCAAAGGAAUAACGGAGCGUCAUGAGUGGCCUGUAUGGGCACUUGUGCUUAUUGCAUUCCUGAUACUCAUCUCUGUUCUGUGGAUUCCAGCUGUAGCCAUAUGCAGGGCCUUUGGCAUCCUUAUCAUUGAGGAUAAUGAUAAGGCAUGGUUUCCAUCAGAAGAUCUGAGAGAAUAUCAUGGCAUUGUGCCACAUGAAGUAACAGCUGCUGAGAAAGUACUCUUCUGCAUUCGGGAUGAUGGUACAGAAGGGCUCUGCUGUCCAACAAGAGUAACAGAUGAAGAAGAUGACACAUAG
Messenger RNA from Schistocerca nitens (vagrant locust), 2121 nucleotides. RefSeq names its product sodium-dependent neutral amino acid transporter B(0)AT3. NCBI's taxonomy places the organism in Eukaryota, Metazoa, Arthropoda, Insecta, Orthoptera, Acrididae. The record is from RefSeq and is a predicted model, not a curated record. Gene Ontology annotation, biological process: sodium ion transmembrane transport. The coding region runs from base 1 to 2121 and encodes 706 amino acids. Gene Ontology annotation, cellular component: membrane. The transcript is spliced from 12 exons.